This is a messenger RNA of Euleptes europaea (tarantolino), 370 nucleotides long. It is a transcript of the gene CCDC157, whose product is annotated as coiled-coil domain containing 157. The transcript has 2 exons. Lineage: Eukaryota; Metazoa; Chordata; Lepidosauria; Squamata; Sphaerodactylidae. The coding region runs from base 2 to 280 and encodes 92 amino acids. The record is from RefSeq and is a predicted model, not a curated record.
UAUGGCGACCUUGCUGGGCAGCCAAAACUGCAUGGAAAGUUUGAGGAAGGACAUCACUGAUCUGCAAGGAACGGUCAUCAGUGUCUUCUCUCGAGCUGGAGCUGUGCGCUAUCCUUCCUGGAAGUUUCCGGACAAGGUAUCCUGUGACCUGGACCUGGUGGCUUUGCUGGACCGUUACGACUAUGUCGAGAGUGAUCUGGAAUUUACUCAGCACUCCCAUGUGGUUCUUCUGGAACUAGUGAUUGACAGAAAAAACAUAACGAAAGUAUCUCCAGUUUGAAGUCCUCCCCCCGGGAGGCAAGGGCCGAGAGUGAGCGUUUUAAAAGCUGUCGAUCCGCCUUUUCAGAGUCAGAUGUGAGUUUGCCCAGCU